AGGAAGAACAGAGCAGGAAACGACGCUGUCAAACUUCAUAAACGAAACGUAGCGUUCCAAAACCAUCCCCUCUGUUACAAGUGGUAGUGGAGAGCGACCUCUGCUGCAGCAAAGCCCGACCUGCUCUCUCUCUCACUCUCUCUCUUUUUUUGUUGGCUGGAACGGAGGAGCGAGCACAUGCUUUCGAGGAUGAAUGGCGUCGUGUGGGCUGACGAGGGCGGCGACGAGGAGGGCGCUGCCUCGUGGACGAGAAUGAACGCAGCCUCCGUCUCCGGUGGUAGCGGUGGAGCGAUGGGCGAAGGCAAAGACGAGCUCGGCCUCCCGAGUUUCAAGUCCAUUCUCGACGACGACUGGUACUUGGGGGGUACUAACGCGGCCGCUGCCCACAACCUGCUGCCGGCGUCGGUCAUCGCUCAUCAUCCCUUCGACGGCUUCCACCCGCAUGCGGAGCUCAAAGAUGUGACCUUUCCCACGAACCCUAAGUCGCAUGAGGCUUUAAUGCUCCAGCCCGCCGAUGACCUCGACCAAAAUCAGCCUUUUUUCACUGGAAAGUCGAGCUUUGCCUCUCUCUUCGGCGCGGUUUGUUCGAGUCCCUUCGACGCCGGGCUCGAUCUCGGGGGCGAUGCUCCGGGGUUUCUUCCGGCUUCACACGUGUCCGCGUCCUCUGUCUUGAUGAACAGAGGCGUCGGAGUCGGCGGCAACGGGGAGGGAGUCCAGGGUUUCGCUGGGUUGGGAGCGAGCGACCAACUCAUUUGUGCCGAUCUGAGCUCCGGAGGCGAGUUUUCCGGGGUCCGUAUCCUUUCGCCUUCCGAGAACUGUGCCGGUUCCAUCUCCGGCGCCGGCUUUAGCCCCAUGGGCUUCAACAGCUUCGAGAUUUCUCCAUUUCUCAACAGGUCCAAAUUAUUGAGGCCGCUGGAGAUAUUCCCUCCGGUAGGAGCGCAGCCGACUCUGUUCCAGAAGCGUGCGGCCGCCGCACUGCGGCAGAAUUCAGCCACGGCCGGUGAAAAAGGCAGCUUCCUAGGGCUCUGGGGGUCAGAAGGAAUUGGGCAGGACAACUGGGGGAAGUCCUCAUUUGAACUAGAGAUUGAAAAGAACAGGAAAGGCAAUGACGAAUACGAAAUGGACGACGGAAGCAUGGACGCGUCGGGGUUGAACUAUGACACAGAUGAAGGCGCUACAGAGAAAGCCAGAGGCGAGGAGAACACAAAGGAAGGUGGCGCAGGAAGCAACUCGAUUGCCAACAGCACAGUGACCGGUGGCGGCGACCAAAAAGGGAAAAGGAAGGGCCUCCCUGCCAAAAACUUGAUGGCGGAGAGGAGGAGGCGAAAGAAGCUCAAUGACCGGCUUUACAUGCUAAGAUCUGUGGUUCCCAAAAUCAGCAAGAUGGACAGAGCUUCCAUUCUUGGCGAUGCUAUUGAAUACUUAAAGGAGCUUUUGCAAAGGAUCAAUGACCUUCACAAUGAACUAGAGUCAACGCCUUCGAAUUCUUCAAUAGCUGGUACUAGCGCGGCUAGUUUUCACCCUUUAACUCCAACGUUGCCCACUCUACCAUGCCAUGUGAAGGAUGAACUUUGUCCAAGCUCUUUACCAAGCCCAACUAGUCAGCCAGCACGGAUCGAGGUUAAGCUAAGAGAAGGCCACACCGUUAACAUCCAUAUGUUUUGCGCCCGCCGACCUGGCCUGUUACUCUCCACCAUGAGGGCACUUGAUGGCCUGGGGCUCGACAUCCAGCAGGCCGUCAUCAGCUGUUUCAAUGGAUUCGCAUUGGAUGUUUUCCGGGCCGAGCAAUGCAAAGAGGGCUCGACUGCCCUGCCGGAAGAAAUCAAAGCAGUGCUCUCGCAUUCUGCAGGAUUCGAUAACAUGAUGUUGUGAGAAAUAAAUAAGAAAAGAAAAUUCUGAGAUUCUAUUUGUCCCAGUGGUCACUUUAUGUUCCUUGGACAUCUUACAAGUAGUAAUGAAAUUUGGUGAAUUAAUUAGCGUUCCAGCAGUUUGAAGUUAGAACUUGUAUCUUGCAUCUGGUGGGUGGAAAGCUGCAUGUGCCUGCUAAUUAGCAAUGUUCCAACUCUUCUCAUCCUGGAAUAGAAUUUUACAGUUCACUGUCAGUCAGCUUGAAGGUUUCAAUGAUGAUUUGAUUUGUGUCUCA
Molecule: messenger RNA, 2143 nt
Organism: Zingiber officinale
Lineage: Eukaryota; Viridiplantae; Streptophyta; Magnoliopsida; Zingiberales; Zingiberaceae
Product: transcription factor ICE1-like
Exons: 4
Coding region: 178-1872 (564 amino acids)
Biological process (GO): regulation of DNA-templated transcription
Cellular component (GO): nucleus
Molecular function (GO): protein dimerization activity; sequence-specific DNA binding; DNA-binding transcription factor activity
Source: RefSeq, a predicted model, not a curated record